This is a messenger RNA of Epinephelus lanceolatus (giant grouper), 2420 nucleotides long. RefSeq names its product solute carrier family 13 member 1 (gene slc13a1). Gene Ontology annotation, biological process: sulfate transmembrane transport; sodium ion transport. Gene Ontology annotation, molecular function: sodium:sulfate symporter activity. The record is from RefSeq and is a predicted model, not a curated record. Gene Ontology annotation, cellular component: plasma membrane. Lineage: Eukaryota; Metazoa; Chordata; Actinopteri; Perciformes; Serranidae.
CUGUGUCUCUGUCGGCUCGACAACAGGUCAAUUAUUAAAGUCUUUGAGCUUAAUGACCGCAGGAUCAGGAACCUGCAGGAGAAUGCUGAGGAGGUUGAGAAGAGGAUUGUGGAACUACCGCAGCGUCGCCCUGAUUAUCGUGACGCCACUGCUGCUGCUUCCUCUUCCUCUUGUCAUCGGGACAAAGGAGUCAGAAUGUGCCUUUGUGUUGCUGCUGAUGGCGACGUACUGGGUGACAGAGGCGAUUCCUCUGUCCAUGACCGCCAUGCUCCCCGCCAUCCUCUUCCCCAUGUUUGGCAUCAUGAAGUCUUCAGAUGUGGCGAAGGAGUACUUUAAAGACUUCCACUUCUUGCUGGUGGGUGUCAUCUGCCUCGCCACGUCCAUCGAGAAGUGGGGUCUCCACCGCAGAAUCGCCCUGAGGCUCGUCACCACAGUGGGAGUCAACCCUGCAUGGUUGAUGCUGGGCUUCAUGUCCGGCUGUGCAUUCCUCUCCAUGUGGGUCCACAACACCUCGGCUGUUACCAUGGUGAUGCCCAUUGUGGAGGCUGUUCUCCAGCAGCUCCUGAAGGCCAAGGAUGGAGGGUGUGCCGGUGAAGACAACCCCAACCUGCAGCUGGACGAAACUGACUGCCAUUUUGAAAAGAUGAAAGAAAUUAUGAGUGACAGGAGGCAUACAGAUGUUUCUGAAGAGACCUUCACUUGUGUUCAGAUGCAGACAGGGUCACAGCCUGCUGCAGCUCAGGUUGCUGUGCCUGAGCCUGCAGUUCCCAGCAGGAGUAAACAGGACCUGAUGGUGUGUAAAGCCAUGUGCAUCAGUGUCGCCUACUCCUCCAACAUCGGAGGCAUCGCCACGCUGCCCGGCACCUCGCCAAACCUCAUCUUCUCCGAGUACCUCAACCAGAUUUACCCAAACUGUGACUGCAUUAACUUUGGGAACUGGCUGCUGUUGUGCCUGCCCAUCAGUGUCAUCAUGCUGCUGCUGACAUGGAUCUGGCUGUACUGGCUUUUCAUCGGCUCAGAUUUCAGGUUCCUGUGGAGACGUGGAGGAGAGCAGUGUGACAAAGAGAAAGCAGCAAGAGAAGUCAUAGAAGAAGAAUACAGGACGCUGGGACCCAUGAGUUCUCAGGAGAUGGUCACCGGGGUGAUUUUCCUGCUGAUGGUGUUGUUGUGGUUGACCAGGUCUCCAGGUUUCAUGCCGGGCUGGACGUCUCUCUUCCCUCAUCACUCAGGUUACAUCACUGACGCCACUGUGGCUCUGCUGCUGGGCCUCCUCUUCUUCAUCAUACCUGCCUACGGACCCUCCAAGAAAUACGAGGCCAUGAUCUCCUGGAAGGAGUUUCAGGCCUCCAUGCCGUGGAAAGUGGCCCUGCUGGUCGGCGGAGGCUUUGCACUCGCUGAAGGCACAAAGGAGUCAGGCCUGUCUCUGUGGGUGGCCGAGCUGCUGACACCUCUGGGUGAUCUGCCAGUGUUGGCCACGAUCACGGUCGCCUGCCUCAUCGUCACCACGGUAACAGAGGUGGCCAGUAACGCCGCCACCAUUACGAUCUUCCUCCCCAUCCUCUCUCCUCUGGCUGAGGCCAUCCACGUCAACCCGCUGUACGUCCUGAUCCCCACCACCCUCUGCACAUCCUUCUCCUUCCUGCUGCCGGUGUCCAACCCGCCCAACGCUGUUGUAUUCGCCUACGGACACAUCAACAUCGUGGACAUGGUGAAGGCGGGGCUUGGCGUCAACGUGAUCGGCGUCCUUACUGCCCUGUUGGCUGUGGCGACAUGGGGUGUUCCAUUAUUUUCCCUGGAUACGUAUCCUGACUGGGCGCCGGUCCUGCCCGGGUUCAACUCCACAGCACCGUGAUGAUUGGUGCCCAAGCAUGGAUCACAGUGUGAAGCUCAGGGACCUCUGAAGGUGCUCUAAGCAGGCCGUGGCACAGAGAGGUGGUUGUUGGAUUGAUACUCUUUAUUGUCAAAUGUGAAAAGUGUUACUUAUGGUGAUGAAUCCACAGAGACUUGUCACCAUCUCUGCAGCUCAACUGAGCUUGUUAGCCUCUUUUAGCUCCUAGUUUUGGUUUUGCAGCACAUUUUCUGUCUGGUUCAGUCUCAAUGUUUCAAGCAGACGAGUUCUAAUAAACCCACUGUGCACCAGCUGCCCAACACCAAACACCAGACAGACACAGCCAGAGACUGUGAAGAAAGUUGAACAUUUAGCAGCUAUAAAGACAGAUAUUUACUUCAGGAGUUGGUAGAGACCAAAACAGAGCUAAAAGGCGAGUGAAUAUUGGAUUUGAAUUCAUCAGGUGGACGUGGAUGUAGGCAGCUGUUUGCUAACAUGUCAGCCACGACUGUCUUAUUUUGUCUGACUUUUGCUGACGAUACUAACUUUUAAUCAUGUUAGAUUUUAUGUUAGUAUAUACAUUUAUUAUAGA